UCUGUUCCUUUUCAUAACUCGGAAGUGCACAGCUUGCUUUGUGCCAUCUAAAUCGAAAGAUGGCAAGCACUAGUUCUGCAGAAGGUGCACACCAGACCAACCCUGAAAAGGUCAAGCUGGUCACCGUUCUGAGCAUCGACGGUGGUGGUGUUAGAGGAAUCAUCCCGGCUAUCAUCCUUUCCUUCCUCGAAGAGAAGCUCCAAGAACUGGAUGGACCUGAUGCUAGGAUUGCUGACUACUUCGACGUUGUUGCCGGCACGAGCACCGGCGGUCUCUUGACGGCGAUGCUCACAGCCCCGGGCAAGAACGGACGGCCACUCUUCGACGCCAAGGAUUUGGCGCAGUUCUACAUCGACCACUCGCCCAAAAUCUUCCCACAGAAGAACUGGAUCCUGUCCAAGAUCUUUGGCACGUUGAGGAUGGUAAGGGGCCCCAAGUAUGAUGGCAAGUACCUUCACGCGCUGCUUCGUCAGUACCUUGGCGACUUGAGGUUGGACAAGGCGCUAACUAAUGUGAUCAUCCCAACCUUCGACAUCGCGUUCCUUCAACCCACGAUUUUCUCUAGCUUUGAGCUGAAGCAACGGCCGGACAAAAAUGCACUCCUGUCGGACAUCUCAAUCGGCACCUCCGCCGCUCCAACCUUCUUCCCGGCACACUACUUCGAGACGAAAGACGCGAACGGCAGUACCAGGGCCUUCAACCUCGUCGACGGAGGCCUCGCCGCUAACAAUCCCACGCUGUGUGCGAUGAACCAGGUGACAAAGGACAUCAUCCUUGGGGACGGCGACUUCUUCCCGGUGAAGCCGGUGGACUACGGCAAGUUCAUGGUGAUCUCCCUCGGCUGCGGAUCGAACCGGAAGAGCAGGUACAGCGCCAAGGCCGCGGCCAAGUGGGGCAUCUUCAACUGGCUCAUCAAGGACGGCACGGCCCCCAUCAUCGACAUGUUCAACGCCGCCAGCGGCGACAUGGUCGACAUCCACCUCUGCGUCCUCUUCAGGGCCCUGCGCUCCAGCCACAACUACCUGCGCAUUCAGUAUGAUCAGUUGACGGGCAGCGCGGGCUCCAUCGACGACUGCUCCAAGGAGAACGUGGACAAGCUGGUGAAGAUCGGGAAGGACCUUCUCAACAAGACCGUCUCCCGGGUGGACCUGGAGACCGGCUGGAACGUGGACGUUCCCGGCGAGGGCACCAACGCCGAGAAGCUCGCCAAGUUCGCGAAGCAGCUCUCCGCCGAGCGACGCCGGCGCCAGAAGCUUCCAAAGUAGAAUUAAAUCUGAUGGCACAGUUGACUGUGUUUUCAACGUUAUCUAGCUAGCCGCACGCGUUUCCAUGAUUUGUCGUCAUUUGCAUUCCAUUCCAUUCAUUUCCCCGUGUUGUCGUCACGUACCAGUUUGAUGUGUAUUGUAAAUAAGCUAAUAACGGGUUUAUUUUAUUUUACUUGUAAUAAAGCAAUUCUGGACGAACGUCUCGAAUGUUGUUUUGAAAGAUCUCAUCAUGCUUGUAUUUUUCAAA
Molecule: messenger RNA, 1512 nt
Organism: Panicum hallii
Lineage: Eukaryota; Viridiplantae; Streptophyta; Magnoliopsida; Poales; Poaceae
Product: patatin-like protein 2
Exons: 6
Coding region: 60-1265 (401 amino acids)
Biological process (GO): lipid metabolic process
Molecular function (GO): glycerophospholipase activity; monoacylglycerol lipase activity
Source: RefSeq, a predicted model, not a curated record